This is a messenger RNA of Aphanomyces invadans, 5002 nucleotides long. RefSeq lists its product as hypothetical. Gene Ontology annotation, cellular component: cytoplasm. The record is from RefSeq and is a predicted model, not a curated record. Bases 62 to 4453 code for a protein of 1463 amino acids. The transcript is spliced from 4 exons. Gene Ontology annotation, molecular function: phosphatidylinositol-3,4-bisphosphate 4-phosphatase activity. Lineage: Eukaryota; Oomycota; Saprolegniomycetes; Saprolegniales; Verrucalvaceae.
CCGCCUUGUUCCGCCUGAUGCAUGGACGGCGGCGACAACGUUUGCCUCCUUCUUAUUUCACAUGAUGCUGCCGAUUGUAGCAAGCGCAGAAAACUCUACGUGGACAUGUGCGCCCUGUUGUGAAAACAAUCCACUUUCGCCCGCGUUGGCAUGCUGCAGCCAACCGAGUGACAACAGUGUCUCGUACGGCGGAUGCAUCGGCCUUCCAUGCUGUACCCCAGGACGGCUGGACUCGGACAAGUUCAUGUCAUUGUACCUUUGGAAGCCUUGCCUCCCAUACGUGGGGUGCCAGGGAAAGGACCUGUGCAGCGAAAACCAGAGCAUCGCAAUGACCGUGCAGCGCCUAGACACACGGUCGUCAUGGACUUGUACAGAGGCAUGUUGUAGUACCGUGACGAGGCACAACACGUGGCGAAGGACCGCCCCCUCUGGAUCGACAGCUCCUGCGUACCUUCCAAACCAGAUCAACUCGCAUGUUGCCAUUACAUUCGACAUGCAAGAAAUCAAGCGGGUCUUGUUUGUCAACGACGAGCCGAUCACGACGUCUGUCCAGCAGGUGCUUGUUCCGCUGCCGACGGACUGGUUGUGGAACGGCAAGUACUCGUCGUGCGGCGUUUCUUCCUAUGCAGUCUCAGAGACCGCCGUCAACAUGGACCUUAGUCGCAUGUCUCCAACGCGAUGCAACGCUACGGUCAUGUCCAACGAGCUGUACCUUCUCGUCGACGCCAACACGCCGUCGGCCCUGAACACGUCGCACUUUUCGAUCCACCUGGUGAACCUCACGAGUCCGCGCGGCGUGCUCUCUCCACUCGCGCCGCCCAAGCCUUUGCACUUUAUCACAAAGCUACCAAACUUCGAGUUUCGCGUAUUCUCGACGGUGCUCCUGGUCGAGGCGUCCCAGACUGGCAUUCUCUCCCAAGGUGUGUUUGCCCCCCAGAACGUCCUGUCUCAAGCGGUCGACAACGCAACCCUUCGCUUCACGACGUCGGUGCCAUUGGCCGCAGGCACGUUCUUGCGCGUCAAUUUUAGCCUGAGCGGGUUCAACUUUAUCGAUUCCCAGUGGUUCCUCCUCAACGGCACGACGACCGUCUCCAUCCCUACCGUCUCGUAUGACGACAAGGGCAAGGUGUGGGUCCUCACCUUGCCCAAUGCCAUCACGGCGUUGUCGGCCGUCGAACUCAAAGUUACCCGCGCACGCAAUCCUGAGGCCGCGUUCAAGGACACGUUUGCUGCGAUCAACGUGGACGCGUUCGUCUUGCCGAGCGACCAGCCGCCGACUUCGGUCCUGGUGGUUGCCCAAGGCGCGGUGACGGCGACGCUCGUCCGAGAUUUCACCGUAUCGCCGCCAUCGAGUCCGUACAACUGGAUCUCGCUCGUCCUGCUCCUGCUUAGCCUCCUCUUUUGCCUCCUCAUGUUGUACAAGCAUGGGCUGUUUCUGCAUCCGUCGCACCCGAUCGCGCUCUUCAGCGACCUCACCGCGAUCGCGUCCGUGCUCGGGCUCUUCCUCGGCGUCGUCAACAACGCGCUGUGGAUCGCUGGCGUAAACGUGUUUGUGUUUUUUUACAUCAAGUGCGGCGUGUCGAGCGUGGCGUUCACGAUGCUCCUGUCCGUAUGCGCACACUGGGGCGCCGUACUCAGUCGGCGCAUUCGGAAGCUCCCGAUUUUCGUCAUCGUGUCGGCGUUUGUGGCGCUGAAUGCGCUCUUUUACACGUUUCAACUCGUCGUCGGGGCCCUCCACCACGACGUCGUGAAACUAGUGUACACUGCCGAGCAAUCCGUCAACAUGCUCGACCCAAUCUACCCCUGCAAGAACGGCCCGACCUUCCAGUUUGUCUUUUCCGACAUUCAACCUUUCUACACCAAGUGCUACAUCGCGCACCUUGACCUGUCGGAUGUCCACUUCUUCACGUGGUUCUCCAACACAACGUACUCGAUCUUUGCCUUGCUCACAUGUGCCAUACUGGCCCUCGGGUACAUGGUCAUGCGUCGUGGCUCCAAGAUCCUGCACCUCAUUUCGUACUCGCCGCAGCAGAUUUACCUCAUGAAAGCGCUGCGCCUGUACACGGCUCUCAUUGCGCUCGUCACGUUGACGUAUCUCGUCGCGUUCUCGAUGCAGUUUGUCCAAGUCGAAUUGCCGUACUAUUGGUGGUACCUCACAACGGUGUGGCUCCCCCAGUGUAUUCCGCCCUGCUCGUUCAUCUUUUUGCAGUGGAACUCGGCGACCAAGUCGCUGAGAAAGGAAACGUCGUCACAAAAUAACUCCAGUGGUGAAAUCACCGCCAAGAAGACGUCGAUUUCGACGCCCCGGAUCACGACGAUGGACCCGAAUUUCGUUCAAACAAAGGCAUCAGGCAAUCCGCAGCAUCUGCCGUCGACAGAAUCGUCUCGACCAGGCGCGCCCACCUACGAUGGUGUUGCCCGCAUGUCGAUUGCAGAGCAGCAGCCUGCCGUUUCUCGAAUUGGGCUCAGCCUUCGUCUGACCAUACCGGAAGCAAUCCCCCAUGGCUGCUACGUCGCCAUGGAGCUCCAGUGCCCAGACCAUUCCAAGUGGACUCGCGUUGGCACCACUGACACUGCCGACACCGUGCCAUCCUCCGACGCGACUUCGUACGUCGUGCCGUUUCUCGCUGUCUUGUCUGUGUCCAUGGCGUCUCCCGCCACCAGUUCAGUUCGAUUUUUGGUGUUUGCAGCACCCGGUGCAUUGUCAUCGCGAUCGAGUGAUUCGAAAGCACCAUCUUCCAACGAUGGCUCCAUGCUCAAUGAUCAGAACGGGAUCGUGGAUGGCCUGGAAUACCUGGACGGAGACUGUAGCGACUCGGACUGCGACGCAGACGGCGAUGACGAUCCAUUGAUGCAACUUCUGCUACCCACAGAUCGAUGCGUCGCUUCAUUUCACGCCCCCGACUUUUUCGACUCGGCCAUGGACGUGGACGCGAUGGUGCUGGCUGCAGAUCAUUCGCGCUUCCAACUCAACGGGCUGUGUCGGCUCGAGGUGAAGUUUGUUCAUGACAUCGGACGUCGUAGCCUCUGUCCAAUUCCAAGUGACGCUGUCGUGACAUCGCAGUAUCAUUUGCACGACCAGCAAGUUCUCGUGGUGGAGGAGCUGUCGGAGAGCCCGUAUGCCAACUCCAUCCCUGGCCAGUACUUGGACAUUAUCAUUGCCCGACGGACGAAAGCAUACUACCAAGCGGAGUACGAACUGGACCAGUUUCUCGCGAUGGAACACGCUCGCAUGCACCAAGAUGCCGCCGGCAUGGGCACGCUGUACGAGAACCUGCUCGAACAGAUCCAAGGCGAGGCCGAUCGCCGGCAAUGCCGCGAAUGGCUACAAGCACGUGUCGAUGAGCGCAAAGCGUAUUUGUGCCACCUGCGCCAGUGCCGCAUGGCCACGUGGGCGCGAGAACGGACUACUUUGUCCGGUCCCUGUCGAUUCAAGCCGAGCACGGCGAAAAGAGUGGCCGACCUCGCGUGCAUCCCUGUGAAUCUACAUCUCCACGAAAUGCACGUCGUCAGGACGACAUCGACGUCCUCAACGCGUCCCCGUUCUUCAUCUGCCGACGGGACGACCACGUACAGCACGACCACCGUCGGAGCGUUUGCAGCGCACUUGUAUGAGUUCAAACAAGGCGGAGUGUUUUCGCUGAGCCAGGAAGCAAACAAGUGCACGGCCCUUCCCGACGCUGACGCCGAAACGUCGUUGUUUCCGACGACAUGGCAGUACCUAUCUCAAGUCGAGCGUCGCCGGUGCGACCUUGAAUGGACCAUCCACACUCGCCUCGACGUGUGUGUGCCGCAAGCGUUGGCUACUCUCGCAACGUCCUUCACUGCCACGAUCCAACGCCUUGUCGACCACCCGCUCGAGUUUGAAAGGCUCCUCACGGUCGGGUUUAUCUUCCACGUCGAAUCGCUUCUCAGCACGUACGGCGCCGAGCUCGGGAUGCUGGAAGACAUGAUGGAAGCGAUGCAAACGCUUGGACGAUGCCGCAUCCUCCUCGUGCCAGACUCAGCAGUCGCAGCUGUCGGUAGGCCAAGUUGUAGUAGCAGCACCAACCGCAGUCGCGACGGCGACCUCGACAAGCGCGUUGUGACGAGUGUCGACUUGUACACGAAUGUGGACGAUGCUAUUGUCGGCAUGCGGACGCAUGACCACGCCAAGUCGGACGAGGAGGUACGUACUGCCUGCAGCUCCAAUGGAUGGCCACGAUGGAAAGAUGGAAUGCAGUGGAUUCCCACGCUUGACAAAUCAAAUAGGACUUUAUCCUUCGGGUGGUUGUGCGCAGCCGUGGCAAGGUGCUCUUCCCGAAACGGUGCUUGGUUCCAAUCCAUCCCCUGCUUUUCAACAUCGGGAUCGAUGAAAAACAGUCUCUCGCCAACAUGUCCCUGGCUGUGUACCCGAAGAAGCUCCAGGACCACAUCAACGACACGGCCCUCCAGCGGCUCAAAUCGAUCGUAGCGACGUACUGCGAGCUCGUCCCGCACGACGCCGUCGUCCCCCGGUUGCUGCAAAAUCUCGUGGACGCCGUGCAUGCGAGCACUGCCGGGAGAAAGAAGCACCCGGCCGUGCUCCAGCUGAGCUCUCGACUCGUACGGCACUUGGACGGGGGCCGAGUCACUGUGUGCAAGAGCGGAAAAGAUCGCACAGCCAUGUCGGCUACGUUGGAGCAAGGGAUGACGCUCAGUUUGCACCACGACUUGCCGCUGGACAAGGUGCCAGACGUGGUCGCGAUCAUGCGCACGCGCGGCGUCCGACUUGAAAACUGCCACAAGAACACUGGGCGGCGCAAGUUUGCCUUUAGUGCGCUGCAGUGCACGAUGCUGCCAGAGCAGUAUCGGUGCCCCCCCGAGACGGGCGGACGCCAUUUGUCGUAAGGGAUGCCGCCCGAUCGAUGGAAUCAUGUUGUGAGAAAGCGAGGUUGAUCAUGGGAAGGCUGCCAGGUCGCGCACUGCAUGGGCUGUGAUGCUCCAUAUUUAACGUUCAAGUAUAUUUAUUCCAACGUCUCCG